UUAGCCGUGCUUCAAUCGGGGUAAACUGCAGCGCCGGGAGCAGAGGGAGAAGGGGUAAUUCAAGGUUCAAAAGGAAUGGAAAAUAAUGUGGUGGUAGCGGAACCGAAGCCGGCUCCAAGAGUCGGGGUGGUGUUGAUCCUCCUAAAGGGGAAAUCAGUGCUGUUAGGGCGGCGUCGGGGCACCAUCGGCCACUCCACCUAUGCUCUCCCCGGUGGCCACCUCGAGUUUGGGGAGAGCUUCGAGGAAUGUGCCGCCAGAGAGUUGAAGGAGGAAACUGGACUGGACAUUGAGAAACCAGAGUACCUAACAGUCACCAACACAAUCUUCAGGGAGAUACCGAAACCAGCACAUUACGUUACUAUCUAUCUGCGAGCUGUUUUGGCCGAUACCAGUCAAGUGCCGCAAAAUCUUGAGCCCGAGAAGUGCGACGGUUGGGAUUGGUAUGAGUGGGAUAAGCUUCCGGAACCUUUAUUCCUGCCACUGGAGGAAAUGGUGCGCAGCGGAUUCAAUCCUUUUCCCACUGAAUAAAUAGUUUGACUCUAAGGAUGGUCUGCGGCGCAUGUGGGGCAUAUGGAGGUAAGUGAGACAAAAUUGUCGAAUUAGUCUUAACCUAGGGAUCUGCCACGCUCAAAUUGUCAA
Molecule: messenger RNA, 639 nt
Organism: Rubroshorea leprosula
Lineage: Eukaryota; Viridiplantae; Streptophyta; Magnoliopsida; Malvales; Dipterocarpaceae
Source: the annotation of a GenBank genome assembly